AUGGGCUUUCUUUCAAACGCAACUGCUUAUAUUCUACCAGGACGAUUACCUAAACAACAAUUGCUGGAUUACCAUGCUAAAAUCCUUCAUCUUGGUGGUAAAACAUUGUUAGAACCUACAAAAGCAGAGUACAUAUUUGUGAAUUACGUACAGUUGGGACGAGUACGGCGCGAACUGAGAACUUUAGGAACGUCCCUUGAAAGUUGUAAAGUUUGCAAAUAUGUGGUUAAUAUAUCUUGGCUGAACGAGCCAAAACAUCCACUUUCAGAGAACCACAGCAGUGUUUUAUGGUAUAAUGCCAGAAAGUUUCAAGAAGAGAAGCGUCGGUUAUCUGAGGAAAGUGAAACCAAUGAUAAUUCUAAGGAAAACGAGCAUCCCAUUAAUGAGUUGAGGGAGGGCUCCAAAGCGGAAAUAGAAGCCUCAGAGGAAUGUGAAAAUCAGGUAUACCCUACGAACAGCACGUUUCCGUAUGUGUUAGAAAUGCCACGUUAUGCUUGUCAGCGCAAAUCGCCAUUGACUUGUCUGAACCAAGAUUUUGUAAGCGCUCUAGAAGUACUGAAAUUAUGUAGAGAAGUUAAUGGUGAACCUAUGCGAGCUCGCGCAUACGGUAUGGCUAUUUCUUCUAUCAAGUCGCUUCCGGUCAAAAUUGACGACGGCGAGUUUCUUACUAAACUACCUGGCUGUGGUCCUAAAAUCACCCAUUUAUGGAGAGAAUUUUCAACGACGGGUAAAUUGAAAGAAGCAGAGCGAUAUAAAAGUGACCCAGCUGCAAAGGUCAUCCGACUCUUUUACAACAUCUUUGGGGUCGGAGCGGCUAAAGCUCUUGAAUGGUACCAAAAAGGAUGGCGCACAGUUGAAGAAGUACAAAAGCACAAAGAAAAGUUUACAAAACAAAUUCAAGUUGGGUUAGGAUAUUACGAAGACUUUACGAAAACCACAACCAUAGAAGAAGCUACAAGUAUUUAUAAGAUAGUUCUUGCUUCAUUACCCGAUGCCAUCAAAGUACAUUCUUGUUUGGUAGGAGGUUUUCGACGAGGAAAGCCAGUGGGUGCAGACAUCGAUAUGGUCCUUAGUCCUUCACCGACUCAUACAACUAACCAUUUAUUAAAUGCCCUAUUAGAGACUCUAAAGCAAGAAUUCUCUUUCAAUAUGAUCUCCAUUCAAGAACACUCCUGCGGUGGAAAAAAGGGGUAUGUUGUUCUAGCAGUUAUAUUGUCACCAGAGUCAAAUAUUCACAGGCGAAUCGAUAUUAUCGUCGUUCCUCCCGCAUACCUGGGCUCCGCCGUUUUGGGAUGGAGUGGCGGUAUCUUCUUCCUAAGAGAUUUAAAAGUUUACGCAAAUGAACGCCAGCUUAGUGUCGACUCAUUCGACAUUAUUGAUCUCAAAACAGGCAAAGACAUUUGCCCUACGACAUUUGACGAAUGGAAGGAUCCAGUUUCAGCAGAAAGGGACGUAUUUCAUUUGCUUCAGCUUGAUUACAUCGAGCCAAGAUAUCGAAAUACUGGCUAA
Schizosaccharomyces osmophilus is the source of this 1509-nucleotide messenger RNA. It is a transcript of the gene pol4, whose product is annotated as DNA polymerase X family. The transcript has a single exon. Gene Ontology annotation, cellular component: nucleus. Gene Ontology annotation, molecular function: DNA binding; DNA-directed DNA polymerase activity. The record is from RefSeq and is a predicted model, not a curated record. Bases 1 to 1509 code for a protein of 502 amino acids. Lineage: Eukaryota; Fungi; Ascomycota; Schizosaccharomycetes; Schizosaccharomycetales; Schizosaccharomycetaceae. Gene Ontology annotation, biological process: double-strand break repair via nonhomologous end joining.